Molecule: messenger RNA, 6520 nt
Organism: Onychostoma macrolepis
Lineage: Eukaryota; Metazoa; Chordata; Actinopteri; Cypriniformes; Cyprinidae
Gene: ano10a
Product: anoctamin 10a
Exons: 15
Coding region: 408-2366 (652 amino acids)
Biological process (GO): chloride transmembrane transport
Cellular component (GO): plasma membrane
Molecular function (GO): chloride channel activity
Source: RefSeq, a predicted model, not a curated record
UCAACAACAGUGAACUCUGAUCUAGACUUCCUAGCUGGCUAGUGAUUAUUAUCAGCGUUAAAUGUACAGUUCAGAAGUCGUUUUCACUGCACACGUGUUGUCUGAAGACACAAAUGAUGUUUAUUUUCUUUGAUGUUUGAACGCAUUUAUAACGGUGUAGGCGUUUACACGAAUAACUGUUUGAACGGUGGGUGUGAUCUAGAAUAAGGGCUGUGUCAUCUCGAUGACGUGGAGGACCUCAAGUCAGCCUUAACUUUAAACCUCUCCGACUCAUACACUUGAAUUAAACACAAAUUUAAACAGGAUUUUUAAAUCAACUGGCUUAAAUGGGUCUCUAAAGUGCAGGACUGACGUCUGUUUCGCUUUCCGGACAGCUGAUCGCGCGUGCAACACUGGAUCAGGAAAAAAUGCAACUUGGCUUGUCGUUUUCUGACAGUGAUGUCUCUUCGUUCACCCCUCUGGUGGUCUUGGAGCUUGCUGAUGACACUAAAGCAGAGGCCAUCACUUGGUUACUAAACAGGAUCAGAGACAAGCAGCAAAAUGGAGGAGCAGAGUUGUUGGUGAAUCAGCUCCUAUUUCCAGCUCAGGAUGAUCAGAAGCCUAAUCCAAAUGUCUUUGUGGUGGGCUCUACAUUGCAAAGGCUCUUAAAUGGAGCCGAGGAUGUAGGGUUGUUUAAGGAGUUUCAAGAUGGGACAAUGCGAGGAUUCACUUAUGCCAACAGAGAAAGCUUCAAAGAUUUUAAUGGAGAUGGUGAAGCAUUUCUCAGUGACGCAGAGUGUCAAUACAUUAUCAAACAUGAGUUGGACACACUUAGGGCUAAGAACGAAGAGCAUGUUCCUGGAUACCCUAAGCUUAAGCUCUACCCUGGAAAAUCAGUUGUGCGGAGAUUGCAGUCUAAAGGUGUCUUAAUCCAGUAUUUUCCUCUCCAUAACAAAGAAGACCUUAAAAGACUGUCGUUCUCAUGGUACAAAAAGUUCAAAUUGUCCUUCCAGCCACUGGAGGACAUCAGACAUUACUUUGGUGAGGGCCUGGCGCUCUACUUUGGAUUUCUGGAGUAUUUCACAUUUGCCUUGGUGCCCAUGGCCUUCAUCGGUAUCCCUUACUACCUCUUUGACUGGGAGGACUAUGACAAGUAUGUGCUGUUUUCUGUCUUCAACCUGGUUUGGUCUACAGUAUUCUUGGAAGUGUGGAAGAGAUGCAGCGCUAUGUUAGCGUACGGGUGGGGAACUCUGAGCCGCAAAAAAGCCUUUGAAGAACCGAGAGCUGGAUUCCACGGAGCUCUAGGAUUUAAUCCAGUCACGGGCCGAGAGGAACCGAUCUACCCUAGCUCAAAGCGGCAGCUGAGGAUAUAUUUGGUGUCGGUUCCCUUUGUUCUGCUGUGCCUGUAUCUGUCCUUUUACGUGAUGAUGGUUUACUUUGACAUGGAGUUCUGGGCCAUAAGUAUAUACCAUGAAAAUCCUAACAUUGCGACGAGCAUUCUGCUGUUUGUACCCAGUAUCAUCUACGCUGUGGUCAUCGAGAUCAUGAACUUACUGUAUCGCUAUGCUGCAGAGUUUCUCACAGCCUGGGAAAACCACAGACUGGAGUCAUCAUUUCAGAAUCACCUUGUGCUCAAAGUUUUGGUGUUUAACUUCGUAAACUGCUUUGCCUCUCUCUUCUAUAUUGCCUUUGUCAUGCAAGAUAUGAUGCUUUUGAGACAGAGUUUGGCCACUCUGCUCAUCACCUCUCAAAUCCUGAAUCAAGUGAUGGAGGCCUUCCUGCCAUACUGGCUGCAGAGGAGGAGGAACAAGAAAGUCCAUAAGAGGAUGAGGAGACUGAUGGGCGAUAAAGAGCUCCCCCUGCUGGAACAAGUUCAGCUGGAGACCGAAAUGAACACCUAUCUGGGCACAUUUGACGAUUACCUCGAGCAGUUCCUGUUGUUUGGCUAUGUGAGUCUGUUCUCCUGUGUGUAUCCUCUGGCUGCUGUGCUGGUGGUGCUGAACAACAUCACUGAGAUUUAUUCUGACGCCUUCAAGAUGUGCCAUGUUUUCAAGCGUCCCUUCUCAGAACCAGCUGCGAACAUCGGGGUGUGGCAGUUGGCAUUCGAGACGAUGAGCAUUAUUGCUGUGGUGACCAACUGUGCCUUGAUUGGUUUAUCCCCACAAGUGAAGGCAUAUUUCCCUGAAUCAGACACUCAGCUGAUCCUCAUUGUAGUGGCAAUAGAGCAUGUUCUCCUUGCCUUCAAAUUCAUCCUGGCAUUCGUCAUUCCAGAUGUUCCUAAACAUAUCCAAGUCAAACUAGCCAAGCUGGAGUUUGACUCCCUAGAAGCUCUUAAGAAAAGGAAAAUACUGGAAGCUACGGAGACCGGAAAUACGUGGAAUAAGUGACGGUUGAUGACAAUAACACAACAAAAGUACUUAAGGUGUACACAUGCUGUAAACUGUCUAGUAUUAUAUUUAACUGACUUCGACUUUAAAUAUGCACUCCUUGCCAUGUUAUCCACAAAAUGGCUUAUUGAUGCUGUACACUUAUGAGUAAGACAGGGUUUUAAGACAGAGUUUUCCUGUUAUUGCAUUUGCACGCAUUGUUUUAUUAUUUCUCUAUGUCAAUAAAACUGUUACUGGUAUAAUGAGAGACAAAUUGGUGCAUGUGAUGGGGUCAAAUAACUAGGUUGAUUUGGUUGUCAAAGUACUUUGUUAAUUUUAUUCAUGAUUGUCUGAAGCUGUAAAAAAAAAAUGUUAAGAGGGGAUUAGAAGAAAUAUGUGACCCUGGACCACAAAACCAGUCAUAAGGGUCAAUUUUUAUCUAAAUUGAGAUUUAUACAUCACCUGAAAGCGGAAUAAAUACGUUUUCCAUUGCUGUAUGGUUUGCUAUGAUAUGACACUAUUUGGCCGAGAUACAACUAUUUGAAAAUCUGGAAUCUGAGGGUGCAAAAAAUCUAAAUAUUGAGAAAAUCGCCUUUAAAGUUGUCCAAAUGAAGUUCUUAGCAAUGCAUAUUACUAAUCAAAAAUUAAGGCUUUGAUAUAUUAACAGUAGGAAAUUUACAAAAUAUCUUCAUGGAACGUGAUAUUUACUUAACGUCCUAAUGAUUUUUGGCAUAAAAGAAAAAUCAGUCAUUUUGACCCAUAGAAUGUAUUUUUGGCUAUUGCUACAAAUAUACCCCGGCGACUUGAGACUGGUUUUGUGGUCCAGGGUCACAUAUGUCAGACAUUGGGCCUAAAAAACCCCCAAAAGAUAUGUAUUUUUUUUUUUGAGGAAUUGAAAGGAGUUUUCAUUCACUCCAUGUUCUACCAAAGACAGAGCAGUGCCUUUAAACAUCACUCGUUAUACGUUUAACUGUUAUGGCUUUUGUUUACAGAUGUCAGGCCACUUCACCCUGUACUAUACUUGAAUUAAGCAUAUUCAAUAUUGUCUGCCUGAAAAUAAACAUUUUAAAUAUUCAGAUAACAUGCUUCUCAUCCUUUCCACAUCCUUCAGCGCUUGGGAUGAGAUGUUUGUUUAGGACUUUUAGAUGUUUAUUAGCCUUAAACGCUACAUUACCAAAAACACUGAAGAGACAAGUAACACUUUAUUUGGGUGUUCUCACAAUAUGUCAGACUUUAAAACAUGGUCACUGAAUCGCUGAUAUUUUGUGAUUGAGGUCCAUAUUCUGGUUAAGCAGGUCAUUCAGAAAAAAAAUAAAAAGGUUUAUACUUUAUAUAUACACACAAGUUGGUUAUUCAGAAUAAAUUAAAACAUGCUAGUUUUCACAGCAUUUUUACUUUUACAGUUUUCAUUCAUGCCCUUGAAAAUAGCACACAAAAACAUACAAAUGUAAGGCAAGAAAUCCCUUUCCUGUCUGCAUACUGAUUUAUGUUAAUUUCUGUUGUUUAAUCAAAAAGGUUUAUUCCAAAAUUUUACUUUUUACCAAAACAACUAAUUAUUUAUCUGUAUUUUUUUUUUUUUUUAUAUUGAGCAACUUUUUUUAUUUCUCACAGAGAACUUUUAUAGUAAUAGUUGUGACCAGGUAUACUUAUAAAAAAAAUAAAUAAAAAAUUCUAAAAGGCAUGCAGUUUGUUUCAUUGUCCAUGGGCUCUAUUUAAGUGAGAACCAUUUAUGAUUAAAUAGGAUUAGACACAAGUGUAUGCAUGUAAACAGUCAUUUACCAUCUUGUCUUGAUAUAGAGACUAUUUAAAGUUGUUUUUUUAAAAGACUAAGGUCUUAGGAGUAAAAAAAAAACAACUCCGUGUCUUCACACUUGAUGUUUCUGAAGCUGAGGACUGAGGGCAGUGUGACUAGCCAGCUUACAACUCAUUCUAAUUAAGGAACAGCUUGUCUCACUUUCUGACAUUGAAGCAGUCUCAGCAGUUUCCACUGACCAAGCAUGACACUGACAAUAUGCAGAGCGUGUCUGUGUGCUCGCAAGGUGCUCUACUGACAACACACAUAGUGUGUUUGACCAUUAAGCUGGUGCUGGACAUGUACUUGGAUGAGAAGUGUGCACUUGAGACACCCCUGAAAAGCUCUUGGUUAUUGGAGACACCUUGGCAGCAAAAGCGGGCAGUAAAUUAGGAGCAAAUACCUUUCAGCAGCAGGGGCUUGCGGGCAGAGGAACUGUGUCAAGUUUAACUUCUUUCCACAUUGUGUCCAGUUAAACUCUGAACCACAAUUUCUUCUACUGUACAGAAAGCGCAAAGAUGAAUUACACUGACAUGAAAUAUUACCGUUUUAUUCCCGUUAUCUACUUUGGAGUAAAACAAGCUCUUCAAUGAGAAAAAAGCAGGGCUCCCACACAAAAAAAAGGACAAAGGAAGUCCAGUUUUAAAGACAACAUAUUUCACAUUUAAUUCUGGACAUCACCAUAGAUAGCUAUAUGUAACUUUUAAAGACAAGUUUCAGCAACAGAACAUUUAUUCAUUUUGCUUUUUCAAAGUUGUUUUUUCUCUCUCUUUUUUUUUUUUUACUUUUCUUUUAACGCCAGUACAUGGUUUGGUCCUGUAACAUUUUGUGGUGGUUCUUUUCCUCUGAAUGAACGUGGAUCAAUAAUGUCAAACGCACAACACAUGCACAUGUCGUUUAGCUGUUUACAUUAGGGUAGGACAAAGUCAGAGACUGACAUUAUGCAUAUAGCACUGUUUUCUUUUCAACCUCCCUUGCUCUGUUUUUGACACUCAUAUCUAAUAAGGCUAUAUUACAGCUAUGAACAAGAAGUCCAACACUGCAUUUCUAAGUGUAGAGCACCAUAUUUACACCAAUAUUUACAGACUUUAUUUUUUAAAAACAAAAAAAGACAAAACAAACAGAAAUACUUAAGAUAAUUUGGGUCAAGUGAGCCAUUUGAAGGAUGUACAGGUUUGAAAUAUAAAAACAAAACAAAAUUAUAUUUACACAUAGCUGCAACUUAUAGCUUAGCUUAUUGCAAAUGCCCUUUAAAUCUCGCAACCGAUUCUUUCACACUCACAAGUCCUGUAGAUCUUUGACUUAUAUCUAUACCAGUCGAUGGUCACCCAAUGGCCAACUCUUGAAGCCAUAUUUCCUGAAAGAGUGGCCAUCCACUGAAUAGAAGACAUACCAUGCAUUUUUUUAUCUGUUAUCAGGUGGCCAGGUGACAAAAAAAAGCCCCAUUUUAUCCCAACUAUAAGCCAGUUCAAGGCUCACAUAUCCAAAACAGCAUUUUAAAACAGCAGUUCUUUCAAAAAAAUAAACUUUUAAAAAAAUAUAUGUACAUACUUAUAAACAUCCCCUAAGGCCAGUCGAUUCUGAGACUGGUAUAUACAGUAACUCAAAGCUGAAUGGUACAAGAACAACAGGGGUGAGAUAGAGGAUUAUGGGCUGGAACCGAAAAUUAUUUAUUAAGCCAAAGAAGAUUCCUCAAUGAUAAAAUAAUUUCUCUAUUCAAAUUUCGUUUUAAUAAAUGACGCUGAGAAAGAGGGGUACUGACUCAACGGUAUUCUGUACUACACAAACUGAAAACUGUCACUGUCUGCGGGUUUGAUUUUGCUCUGGCAGUAACAGUAUUGUAAAGGCUAAUUACCCCUGCUGUGAUUUGUAUGGUAUUCAAAGUAUCCUAAUUGUGGACUAUACUUAUUCUGUAGUGCAAUUCUAAUUUUAUAAUUUGAUAAAAACUAGGAUGAACACAUUUAUGUGUGGGUGUAUCCACAGUGCUGUCUGGGUAGCAAAUUUGGCAAAACAUUAUUACUUAGAGGGCAUGUCGCAGAUGGACUUACAAAAUUUAACAGCUUGAACAUGUAUAAAUUGCACUUAAAUCCCAAAUGUUUACUGAAAUAUACCAAAAAAAAAAAGAAAGAAAGAAGUAAUUUAAGAACAUGGUGAAUGUGUUUUAAUAAUAUUCAAAUAAAACACUUAAAAAAUCUGAGUAAUCUGUAGCCCCCUUUUGGAAAUUAUCCAUUAAAAGUAUCCCUUGUUAUUGCAACUGAUUGUCAUUAACCUCAAAAGUUUAUCUAUACUAAACAUUUAUAAAUGGUGGCAAGGAAACAGUCAAUAGCACUUAAAAAAAAAAAAAAAAGGUGAAAAAAGUGCAAAAUGGUCAUUCAGUUUAAGA